CAUGAAAGCUUAAUGACACGCAUCUUUCACGACAAAAAUAAAUUGUACUUUUGCGGUGAUUGUUCACUUUCACUUUGCUCAUUCAUUGUGGCUAAGUCGUGCAAACAUACUGGGCAGAGAUAAGUAUCGAAACAGGACAAAAAUUAUUUACCUUACAGCGCUUUGAUUGUUUUUAUAUUUUUUUCACUCCUUGCUGAACGGUGUAAAAUACGAAGACAAUACAUGGAUGCAAAUAUUGGAUCGUACCGGAUGCGAACAACUUCGCAGGUUACCGGUUUGAUGGUUAUUCUGUUGGGAUCCAGCGUCUACCCACAGCCGCUUUUUGAGGAGGAUGUCUUCCGGGCGAACACUUCCGGUCCCCAGGUAGUGGAGAAUGUUUUGGACUUGAUUGGCUCCACGUGUCUCCUUGGAAACCGGAUUUUUCUGCGGCGCGCGGCGCGAGUGGAGUCGGACGACGGGCGGUCGGCGGACACGUAUAGGGACUCCUUUCGGGGCGGAAUUUGGAAUAUUGGCGAAUCUAACUUCAACCUUACAACAAACAACCUUCAGUUGAGCUACCAGUAUUCUGUCGUCAAAUCUCAUCUUAACGUUGAUUGGUCGGCGGUCACGUGGUCCGAUCUUCGUAAGCCAAUCAUAUCGGGCCUUGCUGCGACCCUGCUUAUCAAAGCCAAGAACAUGAAUAACAUCCCAGAAGACAUUACGGCACAGUCGCAAAUUUGGAGCAUCGUCAAUCCCGGAGUUCCCAUGUUCACUUUUUACUCUACCGAGAUCGGACAUAGAAUAGAGUGCGACGCAGACGCCAUGUUGGAUCUCGUCAUCAUUCUCGAUUUCCAGAAGUUGCCAACUCUUGACUUCGUUGACGUCAUCAACUUUCUGAAGGGGCUGCUGGACCGCUUCCGGUUAUCCAUGGACGGCACCCGGGUCGGCAUCGUGACGAAACGGUUGCACCCCACGGCCGCCUGGCUGCUUAACAGUCAAGCGUCUAUUGGAUACAGCGUUGUUAACGUAUUGACGGCUCUUCGCUUCCAAGCCGGACCGACGUUUACCGGAGACGCGCUGAAGUUCGCGCGAGAGACGAUGUUUAAAGCGAGCGCGGGCGCAAGAGCAGGCUCCAGCAAGGUGGCGCUCCUGCUUACUGACACCGUCACCGAGCCUGUGUAUGCACGAGAAGAGGCGAAACAUCUACGUGACGAAGGGAUCUCACUCAAGGUUGUGCAGCUAACCAACGCGUCGAGUGACCCGGAUGUUGAACUCCUAGUAGAGCGGCCCGCGUGUCUGAAUGCCCGCCAGGUGACGUCAUUUAAGGAAAUGCAGACGCUUGUGGACAGACUCACUUCCGAACUGUGCAGAGCGCCGGCCGUGUUGCUGCCCGGAAAUUACACCUACCCUUGUCAUCACACGUUGGUUGCUAGGUUACCGGACUCGUCGAACGGCAUUAGCGUCAAGGCAACAAUGGCGGGCGCUGGAGCGGAAGUGUUUGCAGCAACGCGUUAUCCCUUACCAGACGAGACUUCGCACGACAUCCGUCUGCAAGCAGGUCACGUGCUCUACAUCCGUGGUUCUGACCCCAUGUAUAUUAGGGUCAAAGGUCAGAGAAGCUCAUGCACUGGAGAUCUGACCAUAGAGAUUAAAGAAACAGACACGUUUAGAGGUCUCCCCGGGGUGUGUGCAAUAGCCGGAACUGUGCGGCCGUGCACGGACGCGGAGAUGACCCUAGCAACCAGUGACGUCAUCUUGGUCAGAGACACCGUCACACAGAAUCUCUGCGACAGUAGAAAUAGGUCAGUGGAAACCUAUCCACAUCCUGUUGAUAACCACAAGUUUCUCAUGUGCGAUCAAGCGGACAACCUAUAUGUCGGAAUAUGUCCAGUGGGCAUCACCAGCUGCGUUCACACCUCUUCCGGUUGCAAAUACAGCAACCCAUGCUCGCCGGAACUGCUCUUAUCUGGAGUGCGGAGUCAGAUGGAACCAUGCGGGAACCAGUCCAAUUACGUCACGUGUACCAGUCUUGGCGUAGCGGAAGUGACGUCAUGUCCGCCCGCGCAAGUCUGGAACCACGAUACCGCGCGCUGCGUGUUCAAAUACGUGCACGCGAUCACGGGCAUCGGAAGCAACGCGGACGAUCAGUCGGUUGUGAACCCGUGCAUCCACGCGCACGAGGACCACAUGUACUUCCCCUACCCCGGGGCGAGUAACAAGUACAUCUUCUGCGAUCAUUACGGUAACGCGUACGCGCAGACGUGCAGAUCCGGAGUGUGGAAUGAGCAGAUGAAAAUCUGUACCGACGUUAAUGCGAACGUUCUGGGUUAAAGCAGGACGCAAAUAAUAUAUAAAACUUUCAGUUAUCAAUCAUUUAAAGCAUGUAUGUUUUAAUCUAUGUCAAUGCUUCCACGAUAUUUGUUUUGCUUACCAAACGCAACUGAUUGCUUGAAAGAGUGUUAAACAAGUAAAUAAAACUUCGACUUUUCA
Molecule: messenger RNA, 2469 nt
Organism: Dreissena polymorpha
Lineage: Eukaryota; Metazoa; Mollusca; Bivalvia; Myida; Dreissenidae
Exons: 10
Coding region: 223-2310 (695 amino acids)
Cellular component (GO): extracellular region
Molecular function (GO): chitin binding
Source: RefSeq, a predicted model, not a curated record